This is a messenger RNA of Chara braunii, 4786 nucleotides long. Lineage: Eukaryota; Viridiplantae; Streptophyta; Charophyceae; Charales; Characeae. The record is from the annotation of a GenBank genome assembly.
UCGGGAAUCUACCAAACGUCACGACCUCAGGAGCGACGCCUCGAUCCGGAAUGACCUUUAGACCACCCUCUAGGACGGGGAGGGCGCCUCAUGCUGUCAGGACGAGGGCUAAAGGGCCGAUGAGCCCCGAAGAACCGGCCAAGGAUGUUCCUGAACCCAGUGGAGAGAAAGAGGUAGUGGACGUUCCAGAAGGAGAGGAUGACGAAGAUGAUAGGUUGAGGAAGGAAGAGGAUGAGAGGGCCGAGCAAAGAGCCAAGAAGAGGGGUGCCAGGCCUGAUACAGACAAGGCACAAGAAGUAAAGAAGAAGAAGUACGCUGUCCGAGCGGAAGAAGGCUUCGAUGUGGAAGAGAUAAUGGACAGAAUCCUAGAGGGUCAUAAUCACCUUAUGAACCUGAAGGACGUACUAGCCUCAGCGCCUAUACUUAGGGAUGAGUUAAGAGCAAGACUAUCCAGGAAGAUGGUAGCCAGCAUACGAUUGGGGACUAUAAUCCCUAAGGAGGCGGAGUGGGCUGAAACGGGUACUAAGAUGGACUGGAAGUCUGUCGCCUGUGGCUGCCUCGACGUUGUGGUAAAAGGGAAGACGUGCACAACAAUGGUGGAUAGCGACGCAGAAAUGAACCUCAUAAAGGAGGCAGAUGCAGUGCGUCUAGGGAUGGAGAUGAGAGAGAAAGCGGAGACUGGGCCGUGCCGUAUCAAUCCCGAGACAGAAAAUACGCUGAUUGUAGGGGAACCUGGUUUCCUUACUCCGCAGGAGGAAAAGCUUGUGGUGGAGGCCAUAAGAGGAAGGCAUGCGACAUAUGCCUUCAGUGAUGAUGAGAGAGGCCGUCUGGACGUGGAUAUAAUCCCUAUGAUUAGGAUACGCACCGUACCUCACAAGCCGUGGAACUUGCGAGGCGCGCGGUACCCUAAUCCAGUCGAUGAAGAGAAGGUGGUCAACUACCUCGAUGGGAAGAUCCGCACUCAUGUGGCAGAUUACUCGAGUGGUCCGUAUGCGUCCCCCUGGUUUUGCUUUGUCAAGCCCAAUCGGACCCUGAGGUGGGUGCAGGAUUUGCAGCACCUGAACGCUGCGACAGUGAGGGACGCAGGUGGUCUCCCUAACGCUGAUGCGCUUUCAGAGGCAUGCGCUGGGAGGGCCAUUAUUUCACUCAUUGACUUGUAUUCAGGCUACGAUCAGUUCCCUGUAUACCCGUCGGACCGGCCUAUGACAGCCAUGCAUACCCCUCGAGGGCUGAUCCACAUGAACGUCGCACCGCAGGGGUGGACGAAUGCGGUCGCUAUGGUCCAGCGACACAUGGUGAGGGCGAUGCAGCCCAUAAGUCCUCACAUCACGCAGCCCUACAUUGAUGAUCUGGCCGUGAAAGGGCCCAAAGAGAAGGAUGAGCAGGAGGUGAUGCCAAGAAUCAGGCGCUUUGUGUGGGAUCAUGUGCAAGACUUGUGCAAGGUCCUGGAUCUCUUGAAGGAGCAUAACCUCACUGCCAGUGGGCCAAAAUCGAGGCACUGCAGGAGUGGUGCCACUAUCUUAGGAUUUGUGUGCAACGAGAGGGGUCGUCGGCCAGAUACUAAGAAGACUAACAAGAUUCUCGAAUGGCCAACACCGUUCCAGACUAUCACGGAGAACUUUGCUCCGUCAGAUCCAACUAUCGCCAGAUGGCUGACGUACAUCUGGAUGUUUGACUUCGAGUUGGAACGAAUUCCUGGGACGAAGAAUAGGGCGGACGGGCUGAGCCGAGUCGACUGGGACAAGAACCAUCAAGGAGUGAUCGAGGACACUCCACCAGUCGACGGGUUCCUGGACAGCGAGGAGGAUGUGAGACUUCACAUCAACUCCUGGGCAUUGGCCGUAGGUAAGUAUGUUACUCCUGGGCGGCCCGUAUGGCUUGUGCCUCCAGGACAUGUGCGACGCCCAGACUUGGUCCUCAAACCUUAUAUUGAAGAGGAUUCUUGGGGAAUGUCGGGCGUAGGUUGGAUGAUGGAGCUGGCUUUUGCUGGCAAGUACGAGCUGCAGGAAGACCCGCUUAUAAUUGAAAAUGGGCCGCUACAGGUGGGUAAGCACGAGAAGAUGAUAGGUGGGGUGUACCUGUUGGCAAAUGCACUGCUUCAGGAAGAGACGGUCAGAAAUACAGUACUAGAUCAGGAAGAGGUGGUAGAGCCGGGAGGAGGUGACAAUGUGAUCCAUGAGAGGGAGGAUGAUGACUUUGAGGAAGGUGAGAUUAAAGAAUCAUUUCGAGCAGAGGAAUACGAGGGAGUAUACCUUGAACUCGGCAUGCUUCUUUCGUGCGAGAUGAGGGAAAGGGAUGCCUGCGCGCGGGUUCUGAAGAUGAGGCCAAGUUUCCUGGUAAGAGACGGCCAUCUGUUCAUGAGAAGUAAAGGAGGAGAUCCCAGAAGAGUAGUUUGCGGCCUCGCCCGUCAGAUUGAUAUUAUGGCGGCGCUGCACAACGGUACGGCAGGUGGCCACAGGGGUGCAGAUACGACGUAUCUGAAGAUACACGAACUGUACUACUGGGAUGGCAUGGGGCAGAUGAUCGACGAGUACUGUAAGUCUUGCGUGCCAUGCCAGGAACGGUCUGCUCUCAGACCCAGGGAGCCGCUGCACCCAAGGUACGUUCGUGAGGUUGGAGCCGUCGUGCACUUGGAUCUAUUGGCAAUGUCGUUGGGGAUAGGAAGCUACAAUUUCAUCUUUGAUGCACGAGACAACCUCUCGGGGUUUGUGGAUGGCAGGGCCAUUCGCACGAAGACUGGAGAGACAUUGGCACGAUGCAUCGAAGAGUACUAUCUUCGCUACCCCUUUGUGUCCAGAUUCGUGAUGGAUAGAGGGUCCGAGUUCACAUGUGCAGAAGUGAAGGCUCUUUUGAAGAAGUAUGGGGUAAUCGCUGAGCAUGCGACGUUUCCCAUUGAAAGCUUCCUGAAAACCUGGAGGCGACAUGACCUCGAGACUGAUCUGACCUUUGAGGAACUGCUGGAUUUGAGGGCACGACAGAUCGGCGCUAUUGAGGACAGGAUUGAGGAAGCAGGAAGUAGAACCGCGGACAGCCGUACCAAGGACAAGUUCCGGUGGGACAAGAUGGCAAGAGUGAGAAAGGAGCCUCUCAAGGUGGGAGAUGUUGUACUGUUGUAUGACUCAUCCCUGGAAAAGCAGUGGUCGCGGAAGUUGGAUAAGCGGUGGUUGGGGCCUUACAGGGUCACCAGAUGUGGUGAACAUGGUGCCUACCAAAUCGAAGAGCUGAAUGGGACGACAUGGAAGGACUGGGUGUCAGGCUCGAGGCUAAAGAAGUUCGUAGCUAGAGACGAGGCAAGUGAGAGGAGAGGUGUGGAAAAAAAGAGAAGGGAACCUGAGACAGAGGCAAGGGGAACCUUUGAGCAGGGCGCGUCACCAGGGGCUCAGAGGGAGGAAAGGAGGAAGGAACACAAGUCCCACCGACAUGAGAGAGCAGAAGGGUCCGAUGGUUCAGAUGCACCUCCACAACCUGCUCAGAGGGAGAUGGAUGGCCCCAUGCCUGACGCAGAGCCAGACAUCCCUCACGAGCCGCAUACGCAAGAGUUGAGGGAGGAACCGUCUGUUGAUGAAAAGGAGCUGGACAGAGAAGAGAGGGCAGCAAGGGAGCUGGAGAUCAGGACUCAACUCCGAAAGAAGAACCUGGCAGAACUGCAUGAGAGGAUGCAGCAAGGAAAGGCGCCUGAGGAGGUGGAGGACAGAAAAGGAAAGGGUACCUGCACUCAGGAGGAGGACCCUCCUCUCUUCUCAGAGGUCUGGAUGGGCUUUGAUAAGCUGAUGGACGCCACAGGAAGAUCAGGUGGACAACAUCAGGAGAUGGGGGUUAAGUUGGUCUCUACAGACCUGCUCAACCUAAGGAGCGUGAUGAGAGAAGGCUUCGCUGCAGCAAGGACCUCAGAUCAGAAGAUUGGGGACAGGCUGACAAAGGUGGCACAAGAGGCUUAUGGCCAGAGGGUGGACUGGGAGAGAAAGGCUGGGGACCCGAAGAGAGAACUAGACAGACAGGGCAAAGAGUUGGCAGCAGUAAAGGCAGACAUGGAGAGAGUCUCAACAGAGAAUGAGGUCGUCAGACAAGUCAAUCAGACCCUUAACAAGGUCACUGACGCUCUGAGGGCCUAUUUGUGUGCACAAAUAACCUUCUUCCAGGUUAAGGAGACUGAGUGGGAGAAAAGAAUUCGAGACCUCGAAGCCAAGUGUGCCCAGCAAGCCCCCACUAGAGUGAUGGAUUGGACAGAGGUCCAAAAGUUCGAAAUCAGGGAACAGCCUGUCGAGGAAGUCUUCAAGAGGGAGAAGGAAAUAGAGAAGGCUGACCAGCAGGAGGGUGAGGAGAUCCCUCUGAUCGACAAAGAGAUGUUGGAGCAACCAGGAGUGCUUGUGGAAAAGGGUGCCGAGGUCGCAGAGUUUGAGUGGAGGUUACCUGCUGGCCUGACACGGGGACAUGAGCCGGCAGUACCACAGGAGGGACCACCGGUUGAGGCAAUGAGAGUUGAGGAGGCUCCACCUACUAUUCGGAAAGAGACUGUGGGACAGCAGGAGGGUCAGGAAAGUGUGGGCCAGACCAUGGCUGAGACUGAGCAGAGAGUGGACCUGAGGGACUGUCAGGAGUCAAUCAUGCUUCAGGAGGUGCCAGUUGUUACAGAUUUGCGGGGUGUACAGGGAUCUUGGGCUACGAGUUCUGGGCCGAGCGACGGGUUGGUGAGCAGCUGAUGCCAGCAGAUGACAAAGCGGCCUGCCCCGCUUCCUCAGAGGUCCCACGACAGGAGGUUACAAGCAAGAUCUCAACAACCCCGUCA